GUAUAAUACUUUCGUACGAGUAACAAGUAUUUCUUUUUAAAAUAAUCUGAUAAAAUUAAGUACAGUUUUUUAUAAGUAUUUUUCUAAAAAUUCUGAUUACCAAAUUUAGUUGUGAAAAGUUUAAGUUUCGAUAAAAAAAAAUUUUGCCAAUAAUCGGUAACAAAAUGAGCAGUCUGGAAUUCAAGGAUAGUAAGCAGGAGGCGGGAUCUUCGAAAACAGUGAAAUCCUCAAAAGAAUCAGUUGAUGAUGUUAAUUGGGAGAAGUCUGUAGCCUCCGAAGAAUUCGAAGAUUUCAACGAGGUGGAGAACGAAAACUCGUUAUCGUCGGGCUAUGUUAAUUUCCUGAGGGACUUCAAGAAGCGAUAUGGAGAUUAUUACACGGAUCACCAGAUAAAACGGGCAGCCGAAACCCGAUGGAACGAAAUGUCAUUCCGUCAUCGAUGCCAGUACUCUGCGGAACCAAUGGACACUUUUCAUUUAAAGCCCGAUUUGGUAGAGUCCAAUAGUGGAAGUAGCCUUUCUAGCUCUAGGGACAGCGAGCACAGAAUGCAUACUGAAAGAAGAGGCCCCACAGAUACUUUCUUCGGUGCCAGCGCCACCAAAGGCAAUAGCUGCACUCCCAGAAAAAGGGAGAACCAGUGUUCCAAGCCUAGGAUGAGGAAGAGUUGCCCCAAACCGCGGGCUAAGUGCUCGAAGCCCCGUCGCAGUUGCGCCAAGCCGAAGCAAAAAUGCGCCAGACCCCGGAAAGCAUGUCCCCGCCCCAGGAAGAUGUGCGCCAAGCCGAAGCCCAAGCCCAAGAGCUCAAAGCCCAAGUGCAUGAUGUAACCGGAGGUCCAAUCUCCCACACCUAUACCCUCCCAUUUUCGGCAUCUUUAUUGAGAUAAGAAACCAGACACAAUUUCCCAAGAAUACUUAUAUGCGUUGCUAGAAUCAAUGGACUUGAAGGACCUCCAGCAACCCGGCGGCAAAGAAUCUUAAGCAGAACCAAUAAAGCAAGGCCGUAGGCCAGGAAGGCCCAAGCUUUGAUCCGCAAGGCAACGACAAGCGAUUGUACUAUUUGGAAAUAUAAAGGUUAAUGUCUAAACAAAA
Messenger RNA from Drosophila yakuba, 1088 nucleotides. It is a transcript of the gene Mst77F, whose product is annotated as histone-like protein 18C. The coding region runs from base 165 to 824 and encodes 219 amino acids. The record is from RefSeq and is a predicted model, not a curated record. Lineage: Eukaryota; Metazoa; Arthropoda; Insecta; Diptera; Drosophilidae. The transcript is spliced from 2 exons.